This is a messenger RNA of Marchantia polymorpha subsp. ruderalis, 3951 nucleotides long. NCBI's taxonomy places the organism in Eukaryota, Viridiplantae, Streptophyta, Marchantiopsida, Marchantiales, Marchantiaceae. The record is from the annotation of a GenBank genome assembly.
AAGGACAAUCUUGAAAGUAUGGGAUUCUUGCGACGCUUCGUGCGGCGCAGUGGGAGCAGGACUUUCCCGCCUGCAAUCCGAAGAGAUUGAGUCGUACUGAAUUGAAGUCUUUAUGAGUUUUCCAGUAGAGAUGAUUAUGCGCAAAGGCUUUAAUUGACGAUUGGAACUGCCACAGCCACAGCAGAACACGUGGUCCUGAUAAUAAGUGCAGACAUUCUUUCGAAGUAGACGAGCUGUAUUGGUAAUCCUUUUCACUGUAUUGGAUUGUCCAGUUUCCGGGUCGACCCUCUGGGCACAAAGUAAAUGUCGUUGAUUUCGAUAGCAAAUUUCUGGUGCUGAUAGUGCGUAGACUUCUCGUCUAUCGAAGACAAGAGUAAACGGGAAGGCAGGAGAGAUAGUUUCAAGAUUGUUUUUGCGCUUCUCACCUUCAACUCGCCGGUAAAGCCGUUUCGUCUCAAUCUCAAAAAGGCUUCAUCAAUUGCAGUAAAGAUGCUGGCACGGACCCUGGAGUGAAGUGGAGUGGAGUGGAGAAGCGAGAGAGAUUUCAUUCAAGAACCGGUAGAAGUGGCUGAAGAAGACAUCUGCCCAAGCUGGAGCCGUAAUAUCUGGCAACUAAUGGCGGGCAGAGUUUUGUGUCAAUUUUCUCUGCAACUCACAAGCCAGCUUCCAAUGAAAUUGGGGAGCAGAAGCAGAAGAUUCUUGGCUCGAAUUCUUUCUGGGGUCUUAUUAUAUAACCUGAUUCUUUCUCCGGUCGUCUCCCAGUCUACUGAGGGCUCUACACAAGGAUUCAUAAGCAUCAGUUGUGGCGGCGUAAGCGGAGUAGACCCUGUCACCUCACUCGACUGGAUCACUGAUGAAUCUCACCUCGACUCGUACAAAAGUCUUUUUGAUGGAAAUGUCAUCACCACCGCCGACGUUCAGUACAACGAGAGCUCACCAAGCGUGCCGAAUGACGAACAGUUGAAAACUGCUCUGGUGUUUCUUCCCAACCAAAUGACACGCUCGAAGUUUUGCUACAACUUGCCAAUUGCUUUUAACGCAACUGAAGGAUCACGAAAUUACCUUCUUCGAGCAAUGUUUCCCAGCCAAAAUUUGACUGUGAAUGGAAAAGCAUUAUCGGGAUAUGCCACUCGGUUCUACCUUACUGUCGAUUCCACCUACAUCACCACAAUCCAGCUACUGCCUUCUAUACCGCAGACAAUCGAGCUGGUGGUCUCUUCAUUAGAUGACAAAUUUUACGUUUGUCUCGUGCCCUUGGAAGACAAGUCCUCAAUGCCAGCUAUCUCAACUCUGGAGUUGCGUCCGUUCAAUCCGGAUACCUAUGACAGAUCUGGUCAAUCGAAAGAAAAGCAACAGUCGAGCUAUCUCAUGCUGGUUGAUCGUUACGACUUCGGGGGAAUACUUGAUACUGAGUCGCCUCCUCUCAGAUUUCCCGCAGACCCUUUCGAUCGUAUAUGGUCAUCCCCACGAAUUCCCGAAGGAGCGCAGUUUGAGGCUUACAACAGAACCGAAGAUGCAAACCUUGGGUAUGGCGGGGACAAUGUUCGCUUCCCUAUUGCAGUUAUGAGAUCGAUAUGGAGGGGAAAAAAUUUGUCGUCUACCAUGAACUUUGAGGUUAAUGUGAAGAGCGCUAGAGCCCACCGUCCACUACCAACAUUCUGGUUCCAGAUUUUAUGUUCAAACGUAGUUUCUGGAGAUGUGAAUCCUCAUCAAUCCGUGAGACUAAUCGACGGUGAUCUAGCUGGGGGCUGGGGUCCGUUUGAGGUACCUGGUUCUCCCAAUUUUAUUCAGCUAUUGAGCAACGACCUUUUAAUCAGGAGCGAUUCGUUUACAAUCAGAAUUGAACCAAAUGAAACCACAGAAGCACCUGUUCUGGUAAAUGCAGCCGAGAUUCAUGGUGAGUUUGCAGCGGUGGCAGUCAGAACUUCAAAACUUGAUGUUGAUGCAGUCCAAAGGUUUUCAACCAAUUUGGUAUCAAAUUCCCUAGACACAGCUGGGGAUCCAUGCCUCCCAAUUCCUUGGGACUGGCUAGUUUGUAGUAUCGAAUUGCCCCCUACAAUAACACAAAUAAAUCUUACUACGAAAGCCGUGUUGGGAGAGCUCGACCUGGAAGUAUCAUUGCUAAGUCGUUUGACCGUCUUGGACUUAUCAAAUAAUCAUUUCAAUGGACGCGUGCCACUAACCUUAGUGAAUGUAUCCACGCUGAGAGCGCUGGAUUUUUCACGAAACAACUUUUCUGGUCAAAUUCCGCCUUUUCCUGCCGAUUCCUUCAUGAAUUUGGAAUAUAUAUCAUUCUCCCAGAAUCAGCUCGUCGGCAACCUCUCGUAUUUGAUGCGGUCUUUGACCCAGUCGGUCAAAGGGAUAAAUCUUAGAGAUAAUGCUUUCAUCGGACCCAUUCCUGCGGAAAUUGUGAAGUUUGAGAAUCUGGAAAGCUUGGAUUUGUCAGGGAACAACUUGUCUCAAGGUUUACCCACUGAACUAGGAAAGUUACAAAGCUUGAAGACACUAUAUUUGAACGAUAACUUAUUGUCAGGCGCAAUCACAGAUACUCUCUGGAGCUCUAAACUCGAAAACAUAAAUAUGGAAAACAAUAACUUCACAGAGCUGAACCUGACAAGUUGGUACUAUCUCGUGAGAGGAAAGAAGGAACUCAACACAUCAUCCGUGCAAAGAGUGCGACUGAUGGGGAACCCAAUCUCCAUAGUUCAUAUUCCAUCAGACGAUGCUCUCGACGACCUUAUACGGCCAUCUCAAACUAGUGGGCAGUUAUCAGAGCAAAACAGUAACUCAUUUAUUUUGCUUGGAGGAAGUCCUUGGUGUCUGGCUCGUGGAGGUUCAGAGAGUACUCUAGCAAUUAGAUACCUGUGCCGGACCAACGAAGCUGAGGAUUUUUGGCUUGCAGAGGAUAGUGGAAAUAGAACUUUACUUAUCGUGGCCAUAACAGUGGGCGUUGGCGCGCUCGUCUCGGCGGCCAUCCUUUUGUUCUUUCUGAGAAAUUCCUGGAAGCGCAUACAAAACCUUCAGCAGAUACAAGACGCUCUGGCCAAACUAGAUGUACGACCACCGUUUUACAAAUACGAGGAGCUGAAAGCAGCAACAAAUGAAUUUUCGAAGAACAACGAAUUAGGGAGAGGAGCAUUUGGUGCUGUGUACAAGGCUGUGUUCGCAGAUGGGACGAUUCUUGCUGUUAAACGGCUGUAUCCAACAGAUCAGAAUGUGAUUGACUUCUUCAAGGAGAUGGUCUUAAUAUCGGGUAUCAAGCAUACGAAUUUGAUCCAACUCAGAGGAUGUUGUGUAAGAGAGAAAGAGCGGAUGUUGGUAUAUGAGUUUGCAGAAAAUAUGAAUCUUGCCGAGGCAUUGUGGGGUAGUUCCAGACCACGUGUACUAAACUGGGAUCAAAGAAAGAAGAUAGCUGUUGGUAUUGCACGUGGUCUUUCUUAUCUUCAUGAGGAGUUACAGCCCAAAAUUAUCCACAGAGAUAUCAAGCCUCAGAACAUUCUCCUUGACAAGUAUCUCAAUGCCAAAAUUGCUGACUUUGGAUUAGCUCGCCCUGCUGAUGAAGACAAAACUCAGCUGGCUACUCAUGUAGGUGGAACAAGGGGUUACUUCUCGCCAGAAUAUGCGACCCUAGGCAUGUUUACAGAGAAAUUGGAUGUCUAUAGCUUUGGGAUCCUUCUACUGGAGAUUGUUGCAGGAAGACCAUGUCUCAGAUCUGUUUCGUCUACCUUGUCCGAAGAAGAGAUGUACCUACGAGUAUGGGCAAGUGAUUUGUUACGCAGAGACAAAUUGAUGGACAUGGUAGACCACGAUUUGGUGGGAAAUUGCUCCCAGGAGGAAGUCGUGGCGACUCUUAAAAUAGCUCUUUCUUGUGUCCAACAAGAAGCAAAGGAUCGACCUUAUAUGUCUCAGGUUGUGAGCAUGCUCACUGGACUUGCAGCCUUGCCGUUUUGA